AUGUCGGACUACGGGCCACCCUCGUCGUCUCCAACAUGGGGGUCUCUUGGGAGUGGGUAUGGUCGGCAGCCUGGUGCUCGUCGGAAGAAGGUCUUUGAGUAUAUCAAGGCGGCGAAUGAGUUGCGGCAGUCCUAUGCGGCGCAGUGGACGGCUCAACGGAAUGCGUCGCGCGGGGAUGAUGAAUACCUGAAUACUCCAGGGGCAUUUCCGGAUGUCGAGAUUGCUCGCUCGGGGAAUGAGGAAAUGGUUCUGUUCCCGAGUUAUGCGCGUGUGUUGGGACAGAAUAAAAUGGGCGAGCAGCGGAGGCGGCGGCGCGGGUCGGCGUCUACGAUUGAUGAGUAUCGGGGCUUAGAUGGGCAGGAACAUGAGUUGUCUGAGUGGGAAAUGUUUGACGAUGAGAACGCUGUUGUUGCUGUCGAUGUACGAGGCUGGGUAUAUUCACCUUAUCGCGGGCCGAUGACUCGUAAACAACGGCUGGCAAUUGCUUUGGCACGACGAUUGACCGGGAUACCUGCGCCAACUAAUAGUAAAACUGGCCUUGAUGGCGAGAAUCAGGACGACGCUCAUAUACCGCGGACGACGGAGAAACGAGAAGAGGAGAUUGUCAAUACUGAGGUGCAGUCGAUUAUUAAGAAGGUCGACAAAGGGAACGAAAUGGGAUGGAGGGUCGAUUCUUCAGAGCUCGAUGAGGCCACACCUGGACCUACUCCACAAAGAACACCUACAACUUCCUCGAUGCAGUCCACACAGUCGACCCAGCUCACCAAGGACGAGCUCUCCGUUGCCAACGCUCACCUCAUGGAGCGGAUACGCCCUUUUUUGACAAACCCGAUGGCUGGCAUGGCGGUGACUGUGUUCUUCUUCAAUGACGAACAGAGCCAGUCAAGGAACAUAACGACGAACGAAUCGGGUCAUUUUUCUAUUCGUGCCUCGUUGUCUUUCGUUCCAACACAUGUCCGCGUACUCGCUUCGGAAGACCUUUCCGCUGUGAAAGGGGUUGAAGUUAUCAAGCCCACAGGCGUCAGUCUCAUCAGUGACAUUGACGACACAGUGAAACACUCUGCCAUCACCAGUGGAGCAAAGGAGAUAUUUCGGAAUGUGUUUGUCCGCGAGCUAAAGGAUUUGACCAUCGAAGGAGUUGAUGAGUGGUAUAACAAUCUCGCCAAGCUGGGGGUAGAUAUUCACUACGUUUCGAACGCACCGUGGCAACUGUACCCUCUUCUGGAUCGGUACUUUAAGAUGGUCGGAUUGCCACCGGGAUCAUUUCACCUGAAGCAAUAUAGUGGCAUGCUCCAAGGAAUAUUUGAGCCCACCUUGGAGAGAAAGAAGGGUAAUCUUGAGCAGAUUCUCCUUGAUUUCCCUGAGCGCAAGUUUAUUCUGGUUGGCGAUAGUGGAGAAGCCGAUCUUGAGGUCUAUACUGACCUGGUGUUGGCGAAUCCUGGCAGGAUUCUCGGAAUCUUCAUUCGGGACAUCACAACGCCGGAACGUACAAAUUUCUUUGAAAAGUCUAUUGAGCAUCUGGAGCAUACGCCUUCUCGGACUCGCAGUACCCCGGAUCUUGUCGACCGCUCUGAUUCAGCGCCUAAUCGACCUACACUGCCACCACGCCCGUCACAGAUUCCCUCAGCGCCAGUUCCUGAAGCUAAAAGCGCAGAGAUGGAAGAUUUGAUCGAUCUUUCGGACGAUCCGCCGCAGAAAUCAACAUACGAGUCUGAGAAACUGUCAACCGGACGAAUACCCCCUGCAAUACCAACCAAACCUUCUUCUCUACGGUCAGUCACAAACACCGCUGAUCUUGCAGAUAUCCGGCCGGAGAUUAGGGAUCCUAUCAAGAGGAAACCGGCACCUCCGCUACCAAGACGGUCCGUCGCAUCCGACUCAGGUCUAUCGCCCAAUGAGCCUGGGUCACGGCGCUCGUCGCCGGCAGGGGCUAGUGAUAUUGGUGAAAGGAGCUCCCAAAACCGAAUGCCAGUUCGUGCUAGGACAGCUGGGCCACAGUCAAACAAUCAGACACCUGUCUCUAAACAGCCUCCGGCUCCUCCGCCUCCCCGUCGAUCCAAUACCGGAGCGUCCACAAUCAGCUCCAGCUCUUCAAGGUCGGACCUAAAUUCUCGUCGAACACCUGAACAGCAACCGACAUUCCCUACUUCUACUCCUAGCUCUCGAGCCUCGUCGCCGUCAAGGCGGCCAGUCCCGCCAAACAUCCUCCGAUCACCCGCAUCCAAUCCGUCCCUCAACAGGACUAACACCAACAACUUAGACGUCUACCCCCCGUCACGAGCAUCAUCCGUCAACUCCUCCGCGCCUCCUCAGGCUCCGCUGCCAAACAAACGAGAAGAGCUAUGGCGGAGACGCUGGGAGCGCGCCAGUGAAAUCCUCGCCGAUCGAGGGGUCGUACUCGGUAGUUGGCGAAAAGGGCGAGAUGUACAAGAUGUCAGUCUCUGGCUGGUGAAGGAGGCGUUGAAGGGAUCUUCUUCGCCCACGAAAGAGAAGGAAAGAGAGAUGGAGAGGGAGAGGGAGCGAGGGAGUGCGUUUUCAUGA
This is a messenger RNA of Aspergillus calidoustus, 2541 nucleotides long. NCBI's taxonomy places the organism in Eukaryota, Fungi, Ascomycota, Eurotiomycetes, Eurotiales, Aspergillaceae. The record is from the annotation of a GenBank genome assembly.